This is a messenger RNA of Penicilliopsis zonata CBS 506.65, 712 nucleotides long. RefSeq lists its product as hypothetical. Gene Ontology annotation, molecular function: tubulin binding. Lineage: Eukaryota; Fungi; Ascomycota; Eurotiomycetes; Eurotiales; Aspergillaceae. The record is from RefSeq and is a predicted model, not a curated record. Bases 86 to 706 code for a protein of 206 amino acids. The transcript is spliced from 4 exons. Gene Ontology annotation, cellular component: cytoplasm; prefoldin complex. Gene Ontology annotation, biological process: tubulin complex assembly; protein folding; microtubule-based process.
ACAUCAUACUGCUUUCUCUUCGUCUUUUGGACCCUCUGUUUUACUUGACGGCGUGCGCAAUUCAGCUCUCGCCUCCGAUAUUAAGAUGGCAGAUACAAAGACUGUUAGUUCACAACAUACGCAGACGAACCCGCGUGGUAUCCCCGUCGCACCUUUUAUCGACGAUGUCUCCGACUACGUCUCGUCCCGGGCGGAGGUCGAGUCGACUUUGCGCUCAUUCCAGGAGAUGAUUUCCAAGUAUCAAUUUAUGGAGUUGAACACCCAACGCCGAGGCGCAGGCUUGCGCGAGAAGAUCCCGGAUAUCAAGAAAACGCUGGAGAUGGUCAGAUUUUUGAAAUUGCGGAGAGAAAACACCUCGUCGGAACUCACCACACACUUCGAGCUGAACGACACGCUCUACGCGCGCGCCUCCAUCUACCCGGCUGACACGGAGGAAGUCUACCUCUGGCUCGGGGCCAAUGUCAUGCUGGCGUACCCGAUAGACGAGGCAGAAACCAUGUUGCAGGAGAAGCUUUCGGCGGCGGAAUCGAGCCUUGCCAACUGUGAGGAAGAUCUGGAGUUUUUGCGCGAACAGAUUACAACUCUCGAGGUGGCAACAGCCCGUGUCUACAAUUGGGACGUGGUUCAGCGACGGAAAGAAAAAGCAGAGGGCAAAGGUGGCGAUGAGGACGAAGGGAAUGCGGCAAAGGGUCUGGCACAGGCGUAGAUGGAU